AUGACAAGUGUUGAACACUAUGGCAUUCAUACUGUUAUCAACAAAACAAAUUUUAAGGAAAAUGUGAUUAUCAAAGAAUGUUCUGAUGUUGGCCGUUCACUCGUGGCUAAACGACCCCUUUCACCUGGUGACGUUGUUUUGGUUGAGGAACCUUUGAUUAAGUACGAUCUUCGACCGAAAUGUCGUUCAUCGAGAUCACCGUAUUACUCGAAAAAGAUUUGGAACUAUAUCGUAUCCAUCAUUGAAAAUGAGGAAAGGAAAGAAGAACAAUAUUCUUCCGAUGAUGACAGCUCUGGUGAAUAUGAUGAUACAGAAGAUAAUGAUUCGCAAGAUGAAGAUAAGGAUACAACCGAAUAUGAUUCAGAUUUUUGUCCUGGUGUCCCUGCAGCUAUUAUGGCUUAUCUUGAUAUUCACCCACCAGUAAAAUCCUUUUCUCGUCUUCGUAGACGUAGAACUUACAAUGAAAAUGACUUUGACUUUUUCUAUUAUCCAAAUACAGAUGUGGAAGCUGGUUGGUUUGAUCAUAGAACCAUUAAGCUAAUUCACAACGUAACGCAGAAAGUGGUGGAUACAAUUUCCUUGUUUGCCCAUGUUGACCCAUUCGACCUUCGUGGAUUUGUAUUAAAGAUCUACUCCAACGCUCAUACGGUUGCUUUGCCUCGAUCCCGAAUAACAGCUACCCACACGAAAAGGAAAUUUCGCCGAGAAUUUUAUAAAGCUAAAUUUGGUGACAAUGUAACGUACUGGGGAAACGAAGAUUCCACUAACGCUUCAACUACGCCUAUGAUUGCAUUACUAAGAUGGGGAUCGAAAUUUGCUCAUUCUUGCUCUCCUAACAUGUUUCUACGUUUUCAGCCGGAGCAGAACGCUAUGGUGUUUACAGUGAUUCGGCCACUUAAAGAAGGUGAAGUCCUCACUUUUUCUUAUUUACCAGAAGAUGACUCAACCUUGGGCGGUUUGAUUUGUGGCACCACUAUGGAUCGACGAGCCAAAUUACAAAAGUUCAAAUUUUUUGAUUGCAUGUGCGAACGGUGUCUCGACUGGGAUUGGUCAAGAGGACUCACUUGUGAAAAAUGCCAGGAACCACGCAAGUAUUAUCAUGGUCAAACUAAUGAUUGGGUGUGCUUUUCCUGCGGCAGUAAGACAAAUAGAGAGGAAAGCCAGCCCACAACAAACAGCUUCAUUGAUAAUGGCCGAGAACAAAAUGUACAACGUAUGGUGAUGGGAUUCUUUGCUCGUCUCAAUGGCAGUAGACCUGUGAGUAGAAGUAUGCUAAGCAUGCUUGAGCCUUACCUAUUGAACCUAUUAAGCCCUCCAACCGAAAAGAAGGGUGAGGUACCAGUUCCUAAGCAUCACUGGUCUUACAGCGUCAUCCAUUGUUUAUUGGCCACUUACCAUCUGAAGCUAUUUCCUCAAUCUUUUGGUAAAGGUCUCGCUUCUCAGAUGGGCUUGCUGACAAAAGGGUUAGAAGAAGCCUUAGUCUAUCUGGAGUUCUUAGACGAAUCUAUAUUCUCUCCGCGUGAUCAUCAUCCAGAAGCCACUUCGCCAGGAAACCCAAUAGCAGCUUUCUUUGCGGGAUGGCGUAUGCUGAGUACUGUUAUAGACUUUAUAAUGGAAAGCACAGAAAAUAAGUAUGCCAAUGUUACGUAUGAAGUGGAAGAUUUAUCAGAUAUUUCGGAUGCUGAAGAGUUUCCCAAAAAGAUUAACAAAGCUCCUCAGAACGUGAAGCCUGUGUUAAUAAAUAUGGAUGAAGAUUGGAUCAAACCCGUUAAGACGAUGUCAUAUAUCAUCAGCAAUAAAUGGAUACCCUUAAUUGAAAAAGUCUUCAAUUCUCAACAGCAAUUAGAAGUGAUUGAUGAUAUGAUUAGACGAAUGAAAUGUUUUACAGAAAGAGUUGAGUUGACCAGUAACUCAUCUGCUUUGAAGUAA
This is a messenger RNA of Mycotypha africana, 1929 nucleotides long. RefSeq lists its product as uncharacterized. The record is from RefSeq and is a predicted model, not a curated record. Gene Ontology annotation, molecular function: protein binding. Bases 1 to 1929 code for a protein of 642 amino acids. NCBI's taxonomy places the organism in Eukaryota, Fungi, Mucoromycota, Mucoromycetes, Mucorales, Mycotyphaceae. The transcript is spliced from 2 exons. Gene Ontology annotation, cellular component: nucleus.